AUGUCUCCUUGCCCCUCAUUGAUCAAGGCCGGCUUUAGACCGUGGUGGUGCGCGGUGCAGGAUGGCGAGUACCUGCGGGCCUCCGACCCCGCGUAUGAGCAGAUCAUGGACUCCCUGGCCAUGGUGGCGCGGCACACCCCCACCCCGCUGCUGGAGGCACUGCUGGGGUGGCGCAAAAGCGAGUCGCCCAGGCUGGCAGGAGAUGCUGCGGCAGUCCACAGGAAGCUGGCGGUAGAGUGCAUCUUCUGUUCUGCGGCUGUCCGCUUCGUGGAAGCGUGCCCUGCGGAGGGACUGAGCGAGUCGCUGUGGCGGGGGCUGGAAGACUGGGUGUUUGACUGGAUCAUCAAUGCGGACAAGUUGGUGAGCCACGUGGAGUACCCGUCGCUGGUGGAGCUGCGCGCGCUGCUCCUGGACCUGGUGGCCCAGCUGCUGGGGGCCCUCUCCGGCAAGAGGUUCGGGUCCGCCUCGAGCCGCCUCUUCACGGAGCUGAACCUGCGGCGCGGGGAUAGCAGCGGCCAGCGCAACGAGACGCUCAGCCUCAUCAGCGGAGCGCGCUAUCUCAGGCUCGAUGUGUCGAGCGCCAGCACUCUGAACGCGUCCACGUCGUUCCUGCUCAAGGCGAACCCCCUGUCGUGGACCCCCAGCAAGAAGCGCACGGAGCUGCACCACGCGCUGUGCAGCCUGCUGACGUCCGUGCUGGUGCCGCUGGUGGAGGCGCGUGGGCGCUGGCCGCCCCGCCACGUGGACGAGGCGCUGCGCCUCUGGCACGAGGCCGUCCUCAAGCUGCGCACGCAGCUGUCGCAGUGGGUCGACAAGCACAGCAAGCACAUCAUGGUGGGGUACCCGCUGGUGACGGUGCUGCUGUGCGUGGGCGACCCCGCCCUCUUCACCAUGCAGCUCCCGCCCUACCUGGAGGCGCUCUUCAAAGUGCUCAAGGAGAAGGCGUACCGCUCGAUGGCGCUCGAGUGCCUGCAGCGGCUGGUCCGCUUCUACCUGGAGGUGCACGCGGCCCGCGAGGCGCGCGCGGUGACGGUGGGCAUCCUGGCGGGCGUGACGGGCCACCUGCUGGCCAGCCUGCGCAAGGGCAACCUGCCGCUGGAGGCGCAGCACGACAAGCUCGUGCACUUCUGCGCCACGCUCGCCGACAGCCACCUCGACUUCGCCAUGAACAGCAUGCUCCUCGAGCUGCUGCGCCCCGACAACCCCCCCGAGGCCAAGGUCAUUGGCCUGCGCGCCCUCCUGGCCAUCAUGCACUCCACGUACGGCCUGUCCUCUGACGCCGCCGCCCCCCAGCCCGCCUCCUUCUCUCUGUCCCUCUCCUUGGGCCAGCCCCCUGCGCCUGCCCGCGCCCCGCAGCCGGCGGCGGUGGCCGCUCUCGGGGCGUACCUGCCGCAGCUGCGCGCAGCACUGGGGUCCAUCAUGCACACGUGCCACCUCAUGUUCGGGCAGUCGCUUCUGAUCGCGUCCAAGACGUCGCAAGAGCCGGUGACCAAGGAGCGCACGCAGCAGUGGGUGGUGUUCCGGUGGGCGCUGCGCUGCGUGCCGGCGCUGAUCCCGGAGCAGUGGCACGACAACAAGAUGACGGAGACAAUCCCCGUGUACGCCAUUAGCGUGGAGCCCGCGGUGCGCGAGGAGGCGGUGCAGGUGCUAUUUCGCACCGUGCGCGACCUGCCGCAGAGCCGCUUCGCCGUCAUGCGCGGCAUGGCCAACUUCAUCCUGCGCGUAUCCGACGAGUACCCCGCGCUCAUCAAUACCUCCCUCGCGCUGCUCGUCAGGCUCCUGAUCGCGUGGCGCUCGUGCCUGCUGGAGGAGGCCUCUCGUGGCGCCGGCAGCCCCGGCGCGGUGCGCGGCGACCGCGAGGGCUUCAAGGACGAGCCGGUGGGCACGUUCGACCCGUCCGGCAUGGACGCCGUAGGGCUCAUCUUCCUCUGCUCCGUCGAAGUCCAGAUCCGCCGCGUCGCGCUCGAGCUGCUCUACGUGGUGCGAGCCCUACACCACGACCUGGCCGCGCUGGCUGGCGCAGGCGGCCGGGACGGCAGUAGCGGGGCGCUCGAGGACGAGCCUCCGCCGACGUACGUCAUUGACAUCAUCGAGGAGGUGGGCGACGAGAUCGUGGCGGGCGCGUUCUUCGACACGGGCAAGUGGACGGAGGUGCUGCGGCACGAGGGCGAGCCCGUCCCUGCAGACGCGAGCAUCGUGGGCGUGCUGGAGGGCGGCGACAAGGGGCGGUGGGGCCGGUGCCUGAGCGCGCUGGUCAAAUACGUGGCGCAGCUGUGCCCCAGCUCGUGCCAGGGCGCGCGCCUCGAGGUGGUGGCGCGCCUGUCCACCAUCACGCCCGUGGACUCGUUCGGCAAGCCAACGCCGUACACGUACAGCCUGGAGAGCGAGAGCAAGAUCGAGCAGUGGCACCUGUACUGCAUGUUUGCGUGCGCGUGCCCCGCGGAGGACGCCGUGGACGGCGGCGUGCAGAGCGUGCGCGAGCUGAUGCGCCUCGUGAUGCCGUGCCUCAAGAGCGGCAACGACGCGCAGCAGUACGCGGCCAUGAGCGCGCUGGGGCACGCGCACCCCGACAUCUACGGUAUCAUGAUGAGCGAGCUGGACGCGUUCGUGGAGGACGUGGCGGCGGGGCGGCUGGAGCGGCCCAAGUGGGGCAAGAGCCACAAGCCGGUGCGCGACGAGGUGCGCAUGUGGGUCGCGCAGAUCUACCGCCUCGUGGCCGAGAGCCUGUGGCCCGGCCAGCUGGCGCGCCGCCCGGAGCUGGCGGAGGCCAUGAUGCGCUUCAUCGAGGACCAGUACAAGGUCAUCAACAGCACCACCACCGAAACGUUCGCCGAGGCGCAGCCCGUCAGGUACGCGUUGGCAGCCAUCCUGCGAGUUCUGUCUUCCGAGCUGGCGGCGGUGCUGCCGGAGCGCUUCAGCGCGCGCACGCGCAAGCGGCUGUUCGACCUGCUGGGCAGCUGGGGCGACGACGGGGGCGGGCUGUACCAGAGCGGCGAGCUGGCCGGCUACGCCGACUACCGGCGCGAGGUGGACAAAUUCAAGACGGCGCAGAGCCUCAAGAUGCGCGAGAGCCAGGACAGGAUGGCGCUCGACCGCGACCUCGCCGACCAGGUGGAGUGCAUUCAGUGGGCCGCCACGAACGCGAUGGCGGCGCUGCUGUACGGCUCGUGCUUCGACGACACAGUCAAGAAGAUGAACGGCCGCGUCAUGGUGUGGAUCCACGGCCUCUUCACGGGCACCAGCGACCGCGUCCCCAUGGGCGGCAACUACUCGCCCGGCGACCCGCGCACGCCCUCCCCCCACAUGCGCACCGGCUCUUACGCCGGCGUCAUGGCGUCCUCCGUCUUCGGCAGCACCACCACGCUGCCGCGCAGCAAGAGCGGGCUGGGGAUGGGAGGCCCUGCCAUGGCGGCGCGCAUCGGGGUGGCGCGCACGGCGCUGCUGAACCUGCUGCUGACCAACCCGGACAUGUUCCACUCGUGCAUCGACCAGUGCUACUCCUCCGACCCCCCCAUCGCGGAUGGCUACUUUGGCGUCCUCGCAGAGGUGUACUUGCGGGAGGCAGUGCCGGCGUGCGACGUGCCAGUCCUGCUGAGCCUGAUCCUGUACAAGGUGGUCGACCCCAGCAAGGCCGUGCGCGACGACGCGCUGCAGAUGCUCGAGACGCUCUCGCUGCGCGAGUGGGCGGGCGAGGACGCGGGCAGCGCGGGGCGGUACCGCGCGGCCGUGGUGGGCAGCCUGCCCGACAGCUACCAGCAGUACCAGUACCAGCUGAGCGCGCGCCUCGCGCACGACCACCCCGACCUCUCGGAGCUGCUCUGCGUCGAGAUGAUGCAGCGCCAGCUGGACGCAGUCGACAUCAUCGCACAGCACCAGGUGCUGACGUGCAUGGCCCCGUGGAUCGAGAACCUGAACCUGGUGGCGCUGUGGGAGACGGGGUGGGCGGAGCGGCUGCUCAAGAGCAUGUACUACGUGACGUGGAAGCACGGCGACCAGUUCCCGGACGAGAUCGAGCAGCUGUGGAGCACGGUGGCGCACAAGUGGCGCAACAUCAUCCCCGUCCUCGACUUUCUCAUCACCAAGGGCAUCGAGGACUACGACUCGCAGGGCGCGGGCGAGAUCGGCGGCGCGCUCUCCACCUACUUCAGCGUCGCCAAGCGCAUCAGCCUGUACCUGGCGCGCAUCUCGCCGCAGCAGACGAUCGACCACCUGGUGUACGAGCUGCAGCAGCGCCUCCUUGAGGACGACCUCGACGACGCGCACGCGCCGCCCCUCCUCCCCGACGACCUGCCCCCCGGCCGCGCCCUCGAGUUCUCCGCGCCGCCGCCCGCGCCCGCGUUCGACCAGUCGCCCACCGUGGUUGGCGGCCCCGCCCACAUGUCGCCCAUUCGGAGCUCGCGCACCUCCUUCGACUUCUCCAGGCACCUGUCGCGGGCGAGCUUCGACCGGCUGGGCAGCGGGGGCGCUGCAGGGCGGCCCUUCAGCAGCAUGCGCAGCCUGAGCGGGCCGCGGCGGUCGGCGCACAUGCCCACUCUGUCGCGCGACAGCGGGGACUUAUUCGUGGACACGCCGGGGUCGUCCGUCGAGGACGUGCGCGUCAGCACACCGCUCAGCCACCACCACCACCGGCCGUCCGCAAGCGCUGGGCUGCCGGCGGCGCUGUCCCGGGCGGACCUGGCGCUGAUCCUGCUGGCGGAGAUUGCGUACGAGAACGACGAGGACUUCCGCGGCCACCUGCCGCUGCUGUUCCACGUGGCGUUCGUGAGCAUGGACAGCCGCAGCGCGCUCGUGCUGGAGCACUGCCAGCAGCUGCUGGUCAACCUGCUCUACUCCCUUGCGGGCCGACACCUCGACCUCUACGAGGCCGCCGGCGGGGACACUGCGGGCAACCACAAGAACAAGGUGGUGACGCUGAUCAAGUACGUGCAGAGCCGGCAGGGCGCGCGCAUGUGGGAGCACGAGGCCAUGACGCUGAGCUCGACGGAGCUGCCGAGCGCCAUCCUGCUGGGCAGCCUCGUGAAGUCCGUCGUGGACGCAAUCUUCUUCCAGGGCGACCUGCGCGAGCUGUGGGGCGCGGAGGCGCUCAAGUGGGCGCAGGAGUGCGCGAGCCGGCACCUGGCGUGCCGCAGCCACCAGAUCUACCGCAGCCUGCGGCCGCCCGUGAGCAGCGACACGUGCGUCAGCCUGCUGCGCUGCCUGCACAAGUGCUUCGCGCACCCGACCACGCCCGUCCUCGGCUUCGUCAUGGAGGUCCUCCUCACGCUGCAGGUGAUGAUUGCGAGCAUGGCCCCCGAGAAGCUGAUCCUGUACCCGCAACUGUUUUGGGGCUGCGUCGCGCUGCUGCACUCGGACCUGGUGCCCAUUUACACGGCCGCGCUGCGCCUGCUGACCGCCGUCAUGGAUCGCCUCGCCGUGCACGACCGCACCGCGCAGACCGUCCUCCUCUCCAGCCGCCCCACCCCCGACCCUGCGCCCGCCUUUUCGGGCGCCGUGCCCCCUCUGACCCCCACCGCUGUGCCAAACGGAUCGUCCACCGCCGAUGCCCCCGUCGCCGUAGAAGGUCUGCCUCCGGCCGGGAAAAAACCCGCCUCGCCCGCGUUAAACAAGGCCUCGUCUGAGAGCUUGAGCACGGAGGCGAGCUUCGUGUCGGCGUCCAACGCGAGCGUGGGCCUGGUGCGCGGCGCCAGCGGCAACCUGGGGGCCAGCAACCGGAGCCUGCCCACCCUGGCCGACGUCGUAAUGGAAGACACCGCGCCGCCCAACCCCGAGACGGCUCCCGCGGCGCCCCCUCCCGCAGCCCUGUUUAACGACAUGCAGCCGCUGAUCCUGAAGGGCCUGCUGUCGCCCGUGAGCCAUGCCGCAGCGGUCGCCGCGCUGAGCCGCAUCACGUUGCUGCCGGGGGACGCCAUCUUUGGUCCAGCGGCGACGCGGCUGCCCAUGCACAUCACGGGCCAGCUCCCUUGGCUCUGCCUGCACGUGCGCAGCGCCCCCCCCGCCGGCCCCGCGCCCCUUACCGAGGUCCAGCCGGGUUCGCCGUCUGCCUGGGGCGACGCCUCGCCUGGCGGAGGCUGGGGGGCAACCGGCAGACCGGGCGUCUCUUCGGGGGCAGGCGAAGAACCAGAGCCGCGGAGUGUGGCGAGCCACCUGGCGCAGGCGUGCCGGGAGCAGGGCCUGACUGACCUGGCCAGCGUGUUUGGCGCGUACGCGGAAGGGGGCUACACAUCCGCGGAGCAGCUGGUCACCCAGGUGGCCCCCCUGGUGGGCGCCGCCUUCUUCCCCCGCCACGCCGGCCCCGCGUUCGUGCACCUGCUGCGGCUGCUGGAGCGCGGCCCCGCCGAGUACCAGCUCGUGGUGCUACUGCUGCUCCGCGCGCUGCUCGCACUGGGGCCCCCGGCCGCCGGCCAGGGCAGCUCCGUGUACCGCGCCGUGUCGCGCCUCGUGGAAGGGCCCCUGUGCGGGCCGGCGCUGGCCGUGCUGGAGGCGGCGCUGGUGAGCACGAGCGGCGAGCGCGUCCUCCUGCACGCCUCCUCCGACGGCCUGCACAGCGCCGCCUCGCUGGGCAAAGCCCGGGGCGCGCAAGCGCACAACUUCCCGUCGCCGUCGCGGGGGUGGCAGUUCAGCAGCAUGGGGGAGGGGAUGGGCGAGAGAGAGGCCGCAGGGGGUUGGGGGUCGAGCGGGACGGAAGCGCUGCCAAGCCGGGAGGAGGCCCUGCAGAACACGACGCAGGCGCUGGGGCUGGUGCUCAAAACGUACGGGCCCAGCCGGCGACGCGACGAGCGGCGGCUGAUCCCGUUUGUGACGGCCGGGGGAAUUGUGCCGGGCAGCCCCGCCAGCAGGGCCGCGAAUUGGACGUGACCGGGACAAUUGAAGUCACCGCACAGCUACGAUAAACUGCUUACGAGCCUGGCUGGCCGCUGCAUGAAUUGUUCGGAAAAGAUGUCGCAGGAAACCGCUUUGCCUAGGGGAUGGCAGACCUGCUACUUAUUUCCGCAUCGGGCCAGACUAUAGGGUCAGGAUAUGAGAUACUUAUACAGAUUCAGCGCAAGAAGCGGCACGGGGUGGCCGACCCACAGGCUACCUACAGUCCUUCACUCCGAGAUCAGAAGACCCGUUAAGAAGUCUCAAAUCGAUUGAGCUUUUUGAAGUGAAUACAGUUGCACGCAGAUUAUCAGCUCUGUAUACAAUACACCGUCAAGUAGAUGGUCACAGUCGAGGAUAGGUCAGGUAUUUGUGCGCAGUGACGUUAUAGGGGUAGCUUGCUAAAGUUGGCCUCUUGUUCGGACGAGGGGAGCUUCUUCAGCGGGAAGCCCGCUCGUGCCAAGUACUCUUAAGGAGCUGCUUGGCACCGCUAUGAGAUUGGAAAAAUUGGUGAUUGCAUUGCGUUAUGCAUGUGAUCUGUCCAACACAGCGGUGCUACUGCGAGUUGCUGACUCUCCGCCACCUGUACAUUAUACAAAUGUUGCACACUAG
Klebsormidium nitens is the source of this 7470-nucleotide messenger RNA. Lineage: Eukaryota; Viridiplantae; Streptophyta; Klebsormidiophyceae; Klebsormidiales; Klebsormidiaceae. The record is from the annotation of a GenBank genome assembly.